AGACAAUCUUAAUACACUCUAGAGCUGAGCUUGGAUGAACUGCUGAUGUGUUAAUCUCACAGAGGAACACACGACUGGUUUAAUAGGUAUGGUUAAAUAAAUAAUGGCUGGUUUCAAUACCUUGAUUGGCACAGAACCUAAAGUAAUAAAGCAAAUAUUUAAAGGCAGUACAGCUUUAUCAUUCUUUGCCGCCAUAUUUAUCUAGUUAUGUUUUUAAAGAACAAAUCUCAGUUCAGUAGUUUUGUUAUGUAUGCACGUUAACUUUAAUUCAUUUAGGGAACAUCCUGAAGAAUCAAUAAUAUAUCAAAUGUCCCCCGAAACCAAUUUGUUUAUGAUUGUUUUGUAGGUAAUUGAUUUGUUCCUGUUAAUGCUCAGUUGCAUCACACAGGGGUUUAACUAAAUUAUACAUUUUCAAAUGAUAAACAAAAAUGAUACCCUUUUGUUUUUUUGUAGAUUCAAAAAUGGGAACAUUACUGUUGUUUAUCCUUAGUGUGCAUGUGUUAUUGUCUCUUGGAUCCAUUCCAGAUUAUCAUGAUGAAAAAAGUGUACAUGUUAUUGAAAACGAAGCUGCGUUCGUAUCUUGUUCUCAAUGUUCAGAUGAGGUUGGUGUUAAAUGGUAUAAUAAUAGAACUCUUCAGGAAAUAACUUCAAAGGAAGAAGAAAGAAUACAUUCACACUCUGCUGACCUACUGUUCUUGCCAGCCUUUAUCAAUGACUCGGCAGACUACACAUGUAACUGCGUAAUAAACAUCAUAAAUUACACAUUGAUUAUUCAUUUCAUUGUGCAUGAAAGAGAGCCUUUCAGUAGCUCACUUUUAUACUCUAAAGUAACAUCUACAGUAUCAAGUAAUGUACAAAUCUCAUGCCCUGAUGUGGACCAGUUUAAAAGUGAAAAUUUUACCUGGUGUAAGGAUUUUCAGAUAUUACCAAAUGAGAACAGGAGACAGUUAGUUCGCAAUAAUAUCACACGAAAGGAUGAUGGAAUCUACACCUGUCAAUUAACAUGGACACACAAAGGAAAGCAGCUCAGUGUAUCAAGAGCCAGACGCUUGAUUGUUCAAGCACCCUAUGUCCCAGUGUAUCCAGUUAUUGAGUACCCGCGUGACAACACAGAGGAAGCUCUGUUAGGUUCACUUAAAAACAUCACCUGCAAAGUUUUCAUUGGAUUUAACAUAAACAGUGCAUGUCAUGUGAGGUGGGAAGUUAAUGAUACAAGCAAUGGACAAAUCAACAGAUAUUCACAACAUACACUAAGAAGAGAAGAAAAUAACAAGACUAUCUGUAUGUCCAUCUUAACCAUUCACAAAGUGUCAACUGAGGAUUUUAACACACCAAUUUACUGUAAAGCGAAAGAUCUUGAGAACUGGACAAAACAUUUUAUUAAAUUACAACCAAUGGCGAAGGAUAACAGACUAUUUGUGGCAAGCUGCUUUGUUGUGCUGAUCUUCUCAAAAAUCUCUGUGGCAAUACUGGUCAAUUAUUUUAAGAUUGACAUUGUCCUUCUCUAUCGGGAUACAAUUAAGCCAUACAGAGAUCAAAACGAUAAGAGGUAUGAUGCAUAUGUAAUUUAUCCAAAAGAGAACCUUCAAGAAUCUUCUCAGGAAAAGAUCAGACAUUUUAUUAAUCAGGAUUUGCCAAACAUCCUUGAAAGAAAGUAUGACUAUAAUCUUUUCAUUUGUGGCAGAGAUGAUCUCCCUGGGGAAGAUACUGCAGUGGCAAUCGAAAAAAACAUAAUAAACAGCAAGAGGCUCAUUAUUAUUUUAACUCCUGGGACUUCUUUUGGGAUGAAGUCUGAAAAUGCAUAUGAUCAACAGCUUGGGUUAUACAACGCUCUUGUUCAUGAUGAGAUGAAGGUGAUUCUGAUUGAGAUGGAGAACUUCAGCUCCUAUAAGGAUCUCCCAGAAUCUCUCCAGCACAUCAUUCAAAAGAGGAAAACGCUGAAAUGGAAUGGAGGUCAGUCACCGAACUCAAGGUUCUGGAAACAUCUCAGAUACGAGAUGCCUUCAAAGAGAAAUCCUACAUACUUUACAGUCCAAAAUGUAUCAACACCUACACCAGAAUUUGGAACGUAUAUUGAAUGACGAUUUAUGCAGAGUGAUUUUAAAGUCAGUGGAGGGGGGUGGGGGACGGACGGACAAACCAUUAUAACUAAGGGUGUGCAGAUACUCAUAUUUUCGAAAUAAUUCCCUUAAAGAGGUUUUAAGUUGUUAUGUAUUAAUUAAAUAGAAAAAAAAGUUCAUUAUUCAACACAAUACUAAGAAUUCCCUCAGUUGCCCUAGUUUACACAAUUAUUGAAUUCCUAUCAAUAACAAUCUGCCAGUGCCAUAUAGAACCUGUCAUUAUCAAACUAAAACCGCUCAUGUUUUAUCUGUGAUUAUUGUAAAAUCGUGGGGCAUUAAUGAGGGCUCCUCCCCCUAUUUCCUUCCUACCAAUAACAUCUGCUAAUCCCCUAUUUAAACCUCAAGCUUUCUGUCUUGCAUUUUUGUUUUGCCUUGCUCUCAGCCUGCAGACUCAAGAUUACAGACUCGAGACUAAUCUUUAAAAAUAUCAACCUGCAUUUGAUAGAUAAAAUGGGCCACUGGUCCUCUACAGCAGUAAAGUCUUACAUCUGCUCGUCAUUCCAAGAUAUAUCUCAGGUCCAACAUAGCUUAGCUAGUAGAGUAGGAGCUAUCUCUCCGUCAGGACCACCAGAGGUUUCCUCCCAAUGGGGGGGGGUUCCUCUCUACUGAACAGUAAGAUUAGGAUUAUUAUUAUUAUUAUUACAUAUAAUAAUAAUAAUAAUAAUAAUAAUAAUAAUAAUAAUAAUAAUUCAAUAAAUAAAAAUAAUAAUAAUAAUCAUAAUUCAUAUCUGUUUUGCAUUGGUGGUGUAGUUGCGGGGUGCCAGGGGUCUCUUUUGGGGGUAAGUGAAGCUCACUCGUAAAACCUUAGAAGUCCAGCUGCUGCUGGCUUCGUCCUCUGUGAAGAAGGAUCUCCGCGAGUCAAGGGGGGCCCCCAGCCAAAUUUAUCUAUCAUUGAUAUCUUCCCAUUUCUCUCAUCUAGACCCCCCUUGGGGGAAGUAUUGGUUGAGACCGAUCGGUUCGGUCUCACCUCUGCAAGGGCGGCUCUUCGCGAGCCAAGGUGGAAUCUCCUUACUGUUUAAGAUAUAAGCACAUAUCUUCCAUUAAUUCCCAAGGUCCCUUACUCCAUGCAGCCCUCGAUCAUGCCCAGUGAAUUUGUCUUAGCUUUAUUUUAUCCUUUUCUUUGCUUAUUUCCAUAAUGAGUUUUUUCUUUUCGUUUUUGCUCUUUGCUUUAUUUUUAUUUUUAAUAUUCAGUCAUAUAUAGUAUUUGUAUUUUAUGUCUAAUAUUGUAAGUCUGAAUCACGGCUCAUUGAUAAUUGUUAAUUGUUUUACCUUAAUGGGGGCGGGGGGGUCGCACGUGUUCGGUAUUUGCCACCUCGAUGUUAGGUAUUUAAGCACUGUGAUUCAUUUCAUUCGGAAGCACUGAUUACAGUCUAAAAAGACUGAAAUGUUUGCAUUUUGUUUGUCAUUUAAUAAAAGAUGUUUUGAACC
This is a messenger RNA of Acipenser ruthenus (sterlet), 3548 nucleotides long. RefSeq names its product interleukin-1 receptor-like 1. The record is from RefSeq and is a predicted model, not a curated record. Gene Ontology annotation, molecular function: interleukin-1 receptor activity. Lineage: Eukaryota; Metazoa; Chordata; Actinopteri; Acipenseriformes; Acipenseridae. Bases 429 to 2081 code for a protein of 550 amino acids. Gene Ontology annotation, biological process: signal transduction. The transcript has 11 exons.